Dermacentor andersoni is the source of this 762-nucleotide messenger RNA. NCBI's taxonomy places the organism in Eukaryota, Metazoa, Arthropoda, Arachnida, Ixodida, Ixodidae. The record is from RefSeq and is a predicted model, not a curated record.
AUGCGGGCUUCUUCGGACAGCGCCCUGUCGGACGAAGCCCGCCCUGGGGGCUCGCGUAGCCCUUCGCCUCCGACAGCGCCGCCGAACAGACGCCGCUUUCUCGGUGCGCACACCGCGACGAAAGGUCGCCGAAACAGACUGUCCCCGCAAGAAGUCGCGUCGCCGCAUGAAGAACCGACGCACAGCAGGCGGCUCCCUCUGGACCGGCCGGAGCCUCGGAGCAGACGUACCUUCACGGACACCGUCGGUUUCCACGGCCAGAGAUCGCUGCUGCGCCGGAACGCCUCGCUCGAGAGCGUCAGGUGGCUGGACCUGCCGUCGUCCGACAUCAGGGGACGAUUCCAGGACAGGCGCACCUCCCCGUGCGGUUCGGGACGGCACCCCCAGCGCGUGAGGCGUUGCUGGCCAUCGGGCCGGGAACGCCGGCAGGACUGCGGGCACGUCCGGAACCGCGAACCACGCCGCUUGGCGCCUAGACUCGCAUUGCAGUUCAGCCGCAGACGCGUGUCCUCCCCGAGCAUCCUGGCGUGGAUGACGACGGUGAUUCGCGUCGAGGAACGCUCCGUGCCCAAGUUGACGCUGUACUCGGCCGUGUUCCCGUGCCUGGUCGUGAUCGCAGCCUUCGAGCUGGCGAUGGCGCGCAAGGUGCGAGCGUACGCUGCUCGCAAGGAGCUCGUCUGCUCGACGGGAGGCUGCCUCGAGCACGCGCGCCGCCUGUUGAGCACGCUGAACGCAUAUGUCGACCCGUGCCAUGGUUUAUAA